AUACACUCGUUUGUAUGUAAGAAUUUCUCGUCAACGGGAAUAAAAGUUGGGUCGUCCUCAUUGUAGACCAAAGUUGAGACUUGAGAUGGGAAAGUCCCCAGCAUAAUAUAGCUACUUCUGAGUCUUAAAUUUCCAGUAUAACAAAAGUUGUGGCAUUGUUGAUGAAAUGGAAGAUGUUCAUGAUGAUGUGGGUGGUGAACUUCGUGGUAGAGAAUUGGCUAGCUUGGAGUCUGAUGCUCAUGAAUCGGACUAUGUGAAUAGGGAAGUAGAUGAUACCACUGAUGCUCAAGCAAGUAGAGCAGAAGACACCCAAGGUAUUCCUUGGGAUAGACUUAGCAUUACUAGAGAGAAAUACCGGCAAACUAGGUUAGAACAAUACAAGAAUUAUGAAGACAUCCCUAAUUCCGGGGAAGGGACAGGGAAGGACUGCAACAUUACAGAAAAAGGAUCUUUAUAUUAUGAGUUUCAAUGCAACACAAGAUCAGUGAAACCAACUAUCCUUCAUUUCCAGUUGCGUAACUUGGUCUGGGCUACAUCAAAGCAUGAUGUCUACCUUAUGUCACAUUUUUCUGUCAUUCAUUGGUCUUCAUUAAGUUGCGAAGCAUCUGAGGUUCUAAAUGUUUCAGGACAUGUCACACCAUCAGAGAAACAUCCUGGAAGUCUCUUGGAAGGAUUUACACAGACUCAAGUUAGUAGUCUUGCAGUGAAAGAUAAUUUGCUAGUUGCUGGAGGAUUCCAAGGAGAACUUAUUUGCAAGCAUCUUGAUCAACCUGGAGUUAGCUUUUGUUCGAGGACAACUGAUGAUGAUAAUGCCAUUACAAAUGCUAUUGAGAUUUAUGACAAUCCCAGUGGUGCAGCUCACUUUACAGCCUCAAGUAAUGAUUGUGGAGUCAGAGACUUUGACAUGGAGACAUUUCAGCUUUCUAAGCAUUUCCGUUUUCCUUGGCCAGCGAAUCAUACUUCUCUGAGUCCCGAUGGUAAACUUCUUGUGAUAGUUGGUGACAAUCCAGAUGGGAUGUUGGUCGACUCUCAAACUGGCAAGACGGUGACGCCUUUAUGUGGACACUUGGAUUUCUCGUUUGCAUCAGCGUGGCAUCCUGAUGGUGUCACCUUUGCUACUGGGAACCAGGACAAAACCUGUCGGGUUUGGGAUGUUCGAAACCUAUCCAAGUCAGUUGCUGUUUUAAAGGGAAACCUUGGAGCUAUUCGGUCAAUCCGUUAUACUUCUGAUGGUCAGUAUAUGAUGAUGGCAGAGCCAGCAGACUUUGUGCAUGUCUAUGAUGUGAAAAGUGGGUAUGAGAAGGAGCAGGAAAUCGAUUUCUUUGGUGAGAUAUCUGGCAUAUCAUUCAGUCCAGACACAGAGUCGCUUUUCAUUGGAGUAUGGGAUCGUACAUAUGGUAGUCUUGUCGAGUAUGGAAGACAAAAGUGUGUUGCUUAAGAGAUCCUGAUAUUUAACUGAUCGAUUCGUAUCAUAUUUUGUGAUCUUUUCGUUUUGUUAGAUGUAAUUGUGGGACUUCUAUAUCCUGUGAUAUCCUUGCAGGUCAGUGAAGUGAAAACUAUAUCGUGUAGACAAGUGUUGUGUAACUUGUUUGAUUUGAGGUCUUUCUUUUAUUUGAAAUUCUCCUCCUUUUACUGUUCCUUGUGA
Messenger RNA from Rosa rugosa (rugosa rose), 1645 nucleotides. RefSeq lists its product as uncharacterized. Lineage: Eukaryota; Viridiplantae; Streptophyta; Magnoliopsida; Rosales; Rosaceae. The transcript has 10 exons. Bases 167 to 1438 code for a protein of 423 amino acids. The record is from RefSeq and is a predicted model, not a curated record. Gene Ontology annotation, molecular function: protein binding.